UCUGCAAUGUUCCUGGAGUGCAGGGGGUGGCACUGCAGAUGCUGGGGGGCAGCCCAGGGCAGCACGCUAUGCAGCAGAAGGCAUCACUGCAGCUCGACUCGGCUAACGCACCCAUUGCCUGCCUCUGUCCUCAGGACUGCACCGCGACCAUGUCCGAGCUGGAGAAGGCCAUGAUCGCCGUCAUCGAUGCCUUCCACCAGUACUCAGGGAAAGAGGGAGACAAGCACAAGCUGAAGAAAUCAGAGCUGAAGGAGCUCAUUAACAAUGAGUUGCCCCAUUUCCUUGGUGAGAUCAAAGACCAGGAGACUGUGGACAAAGUCAUGGAGGCGCUGGACAGCAAUGGGGAUGCAGAGUGUGACUUCCAGGAGUUUGUAGCCUUCAUCGCCAUGGUCACCGCUGCUUGCCAUGAGUUCUUUGAGCAUGAGUGAGCCAGUGGGGAGCAACUGAGCACCUCCCACUCAAGCUGGAGAGAUGCAGAGCAGUACCACGUCUCCUGGGAAAGAAAGACUGGGUAUGCUUAGGGGCUCCUUGGAGUUAAGCUUGUGCUAGUCUUAAGCAGCUUAUUAAGUCCUGCAGCUUUGUGAGUAGAAGCACCCAGGUGGCUCAGGAAAGCCUCUUGACCAGUGCCCGCCGGGUUGGAUGCAGUGUGCGCAAAUGCCUCAUCUCAAACUCAGUCCCUGGUGCCAUACACAAGGGACAAGCAUGGGGCUGGAGGCAGGUGGCCACUGCAAUCUGGGGUUGUUUGCAAAAGGAGAAGGAAAACUCAAGACCUGAGGUGGGGGGGGUAACGCAGAGGGGCUGGUUACAGAAGCUUGUCUCUGAGCCCACUGGCCUCCAUGGAAAGGCUCCUGGUGAUGCUGUGGGCUCUGACCACCUUGCACGUGGUACUAACCCAGUCCCAUCACGGGGGCUCAGCAGAGACCAUGCAGCUCUUGGCAACUUGAGACACUCCUAGUUUGAAAGGCAAAGCAUAACCAUGUAACAGACCAAGCUUUUCUCUCGCCCAUGAACCCUCCUGCUUUUAGCAGCCUGCAGAACUGGAAGUGAAAGCACACGAGGCUCCUGGGCUGGGGGCAGUUUCUGUGCCUGGGAUGCACCUUGGUAAGGUCUCCAGGCUCAGCCCAAGGAAAAGGGGAAUCCAUACAACAUUACCACCUGCAGCCUCCAGAGUGUGUGGAAACAACGAGAAUAAAAUGUUUUGGUAUCUAGGCCACAA
Anas platyrhynchos (mallard) is the source of this 1216-nucleotide messenger RNA. RefSeq names its product S100 calcium binding protein B (gene S100B). NCBI's taxonomy places the organism in Eukaryota, Metazoa, Chordata, Aves, Anseriformes, Anatidae. Gene Ontology annotation, cellular component: cytoplasm; nucleus. Gene Ontology annotation, biological process: positive regulation of canonical NF-kappaB signal transduction; positive regulation of cell population proliferation. The record is from RefSeq and is a predicted model, not a curated record. Gene Ontology annotation, molecular function: calcium-dependent protein binding; calcium ion binding; zinc ion binding.